Messenger RNA from Vespula vulgaris, 2241 nucleotides. RefSeq lists its product as uncharacterized. The record is from RefSeq and is a predicted model, not a curated record. Lineage: Eukaryota; Metazoa; Arthropoda; Insecta; Hymenoptera; Vespidae. The coding region runs from base 249 to 1460 and encodes 403 amino acids. The transcript has 4 exons.
GCGAGAGAGGGAGAGAGAGAGAGAGAGAGAGAGAGAGAGAGAGAGAGAGAGAGAGAGAGAGAGAUGUGGAAGGGAGAGAGAGAGAGGAAGAGAACAUAAUCAAGAUGCGAGAAGUCAGUUGAUUCCCUGCAAUAUCUACACUUAUCUUCGGCGCUACGUCAAAGCACGUUAAUGCAUUAUUAUGGCAGCUCUUGCUAUCAAGCAAAUAGUUUGCUAUCGGCCUAGGUCUAGUGCGGUUACAAUCAAAAAUGGAGCAAAGAUCUAUGUCAGAUAUCAUAAAGAAGAUGCAGCCUUUGUUAAGGAAGUUUGAAGGUGAUGAUGAACUCGUUAUUCGUGAAGCCAAAGAUGAGGCGGGUUCCAAUGUGGGUGACAACUAUACCUCCGUUAUGAUCAGAACUGUAGUCGUCGGCAAAUAUGGAAACGGAAGUCCUUAUAAGAAAAAUUUCAUGACGAAGAUUCUUCCUCAUUUUCGUCCCGUUACCGAAUUCAUGCAUACCGAUGCUUUAUACGUCAUCGAAGGAUACAUGUAUGAAAAGAUCCUUCCUGUCGUCGGUGAUUAUGGUCCGCGUUGCGUUUACGUCGACGAGGAGGAAAUUAUUAUGGAAGAUUUGCGCGAGAAAGGAUAUACUAACUGCAAAAGACAGAAUUAUCUUGAUUUGGAACAUACCUUGUUUACCAUUCAGACACUGGCGAAGUGGCAUGCGAAGUCUCUAUCGAUAAAAUUGAAGGAUUGUGAAAACUUUGAAAAAUUGGCAAGUCCAUUGAAGGAAAACAUUUUUCCGGUAGAUUCGAACGAUGCCGUUGGCAGGACCGUUGACGGGGGUUUGGAUAGUGCAAUCAGUCACUUGGAAUCAAUAAAACUUCAAACGGCAGAGUUAAAAAAGGCGAUAGAGUAUGUGAAAUCUCUCAAAAAUAAAUGCUACGAUAUAAUAGCAAAGUUGCUUUCCUUACCGAAAGAUAGGUAUUUCACUAUCUGUCAUGGGGAUGCAUGGAUAAACAACAUCCUUUACAAGUAUGAUAAGAACGGUAAACUGUUUGAUAUCAAAUUCGUUGAUUUUCAAAUAUCUCGGCAUACAUCUGUCGCCCUUGACUUCCAUUAUUUCGUGUACUCGAGCGUAAGAUCUUGCAUUAUUGAAGAUAAUUACGAUAAUUUGAUCGAGCUUUAUCAUCGUACGUUUGUGGAAAAGCUUAAAGAGUACGGCGUUUCCGAGGGAGAUCUUAAGAAUUUGACCAUGGAAUGGUUCAAGUCGGAAUUAAAGAAGUUUAGCUUGUACGGAUUGGUCACUGGAUUCUGGUUGAUUCAUGUAGUACUCGCUGAUGAAACCAACGUUUUAGAUAUGGAUAAAAUAACUGCCGAGGAUAUAAAAAACAUGGAAUUUUUUAAUAGGACAAUAGAUGCAACGAAAGCCGAGAGAUUUAAAUUCAUAGCUUUGCAUUAUCUUCGAACGUAUGUGCAAUAGAUGGAAUUUUUAAGAAAUAGACAAAGGGAACAACUAUCACAGAUGUAGACCAUGUGUAAUUAUGUUUCAUAUUUUUUAAUCUUGCCAAUUAAAAUUUACUUGAAAAGAAGUAGUAUGAGUUGAGAAAAAAAAUAUUUUUGUAAUUCUAUAAUAUUAUAAAUAUUAACAGCAAAAAUGUUAGUUAUUGACCGGUAUUAUAGCCAUUAUUGAAAAGUUAUCAUUUAAUUAUAGAAUAAUUAGAAGAAAGAAAAAAUUUAUUAUAAUACAAUCUGAUGAAAUAUUAAUACAAUUUUAAAUACAAGAAAGAAAAAAUCAAAAUAAUAAAACAAUUCAAUUAACUUUUUAUCUUAAUUACGAUGCAUCAAAUAUGUGCCAAAUUGCUAGUAUAUUAACGAUUUUUUCUUAGAAUAUACACGUCUUUUUAUAUUAUGACUACGUCUUUUUAUAUUAUAAGUAUAUUAAUCUUUACAUUAUAAAUAUUAAAUUGUUUGUAAAAACACAAAUUGUAAUACAAGGAGUUAAGCAAAAGUUUUGGACGAAAGAAAACAUAAAACUUCAAUGAGAAAGAUUAAAAAUGAUUAAUAGCAAUAUCUUAAUUUAUUUUAUCUGAUUUCGGGAAAAUUUAUAAUUAUUUAAUGAUUAAGAAGAAAGUUUUAUGCCUGCGAAUAAAGAAAACCAAUUAUCAAUUUUAAGCAUUCAUGUUAGACAAUUUAAUUAUUUUAAAUAAACUCAAUUUAAAUACCACUAUAAAUUUAUAAACAUGUUACGUAUUAUUAAAGAA